AUUCAUAUGGAUAAUACAUAAUUGGAGAAAAAAAAGGAUGAAGAAAAACUGAUACAUUAUCGUUUUCUUCUUCUUCUUCUUCCUCCUCAAACCCUUCAAUGGCGCCAACUCUCACUUCAAAUUCCUUCCUCCUAACCACCACUCCCCAUUCAACGCUCAUCACUCGCAAGAGUCGCCACCACUACAGGCCGGUUGUGUUCGCCAAAAAAUCCGCCGACGAUUCGUCGAAUUCGACCCCCUUCUUCAACUUCGAUUUCGACUUCACCAAAUUGCCCGAUGUUAAAUCUCUAGUUCCGGUGGUGGCGGCGAAUCCGUCGUCUGGACUCAAUUUCGGAAACCAGAGGCGCAAAGAUCCAGGCACUGUGUUCGUAGCCGGCGCCACAGGUCAGGCCGGAAUCCGCAUUGCCCAAACCCUACUCCGCCAGGGCUUCAGUGUUAGGGCUGGAGUCCCCGACCUUUCCGCCGCCCAGGAAUUAGCUCGAUUGGCUGUCAAUUACAAUAUCAUUUCCAACGCGGAAUCGAAGCGGCUCAACGCCGUCGAUUCCGCAUUCGAAGACCCGGAAUCAAUUGCCAGAGCCAUCGGAAACGCCAGCAAAGUCGUCGUCACGAUCGGCCCAUCUGAAAACGGCCCCAACGCCCAAGUAACCACAUCCGACGCCUUCCAAAUUAUCCAGGCGGCGGAAUUGGCCAACGUCGGCCACGUGGCUAUAAUCUACGACGGCUCUUCUGCAACCGCCUCCACCAACAACGUUCUCGAUGGCAUCUCUUCCUUCUUCAAUAACCUCUUUGCCAAAUCUCAGCCGCUCACGAUUACGGAGUUUCUGCAAAAACUGGCCACCACCAAUGUCAGCUACACCUUGAUAAAGACGAAGCUGACUGAAGACUACGCCGCCGAGAGUUCGUACAACCUUGUUGUCUUGGCUGAAGGGAGUGCUGGUGCAACCGACUUCAAACAGGUUGCGAAAUCGCAGAUAGCUUCACUGGUGGCUGAAGUUUUCUCCAAUACAUCGGUUGCGGAAAAUAAGGUUGUUGAGGUAUUUACUGAUCCAUCAGCACCAUCAAAGGCAAUUGAUGAACUCUUUAGUGCGAUUCCAGAGGAUGGAAGAAGAAAGGCGUAUUUAGACGCCGUUGCGAAAGCAAAAGCGGAGGAAGAAGCUAUAAAAGCAUCAGAAGAAGCUCGAGAAGCAAUAGAGGAAGCUCGUGAAGCAGCAGAAGCAGCAAGGAGCCUCGAGGGAGAAGUGCAAAAGCUGAAACAAAAAGAAGCAAGAACUGCGAGCGUGGCAGCCGAAGCUCAAAAGAAAGCAGAAGCUGCAGGUGCGUCGGUCGAGAGUUUCUUGAGUAAAGCCAAAGGCAUGACAUCGGGCAUGACAUCAGGCAUCCCGUCAGGGUUAUCGUGGGAAACAUUGAGUUCUCAGAUUAAAUCAGCCGUUCAAAAGACCGACGACGAGGAACCGAAAGUGAGGAUUGCUACAGUUAGAGGACAGGCUAAGGCUCGAUCUCUGCCUUCUCUAAAGGCGGUAGUGAAGAAGCCACCCCCUAAACCUAAGGAUACUCCAAAACCAAAAGCUAAAGAAACGGAGAAACAAACGAGGAACGUGUUUGGAGGUUUAUUUAAGCAAGAAACCAUCUAUAUAGAUGAUGACUAGAGUUAUUACGUGUGUGCAUGCGUGCUAAGAGUAUAAAUAUCUUUUCGAGGUAUGUAUGUAUUUCGGAUAAACCCCUGUCCAGAAUUUGAAAUGCAAAAAACAAAGGUGUUUUACUGACACCAACUGGAUAGGCAACAUAAAUUAAUUUCUUGUCUAUAGAUAAUUUCUUUGCAAACUCACGUUUUUUUUUUUGUGGAUGUCGAAUGGAUGUUUACAUAAAUUAUUCCGCUGAA
Molecule: messenger RNA, 1879 nt
Organism: Erythranthe guttata (spotted monkey flower)
Lineage: Eukaryota; Viridiplantae; Streptophyta; Magnoliopsida; Lamiales; Phrymaceae
Gene: PTAC16
Product: plastid transcriptionally active 16
Source: RefSeq, a predicted model, not a curated record